Messenger RNA from Clarias gariepinus (North African catfish), 1989 nucleotides. It is a transcript of the gene cbln12, whose product is annotated as cerebellin 12. The record is from RefSeq and is a predicted model, not a curated record. Gene Ontology annotation, molecular function: protein binding. Gene Ontology annotation, cellular component: glutamatergic synapse; synaptic cleft. The coding region runs from base 518 to 1123 and encodes 201 amino acids. Lineage: Eukaryota; Metazoa; Chordata; Actinopteri; Siluriformes; Clariidae. The transcript has 3 exons.
UUGGUGCUUUAUGUCGGUGGGUGCAUGUUAUGGAACAUCAGGAGGUAGAGGAAGCGUGUGAAAGACAGAUGGUCACUCAGUGGAGAUGUUCCUUUUUCUUCUCCUGGCACAUACUCCCUCUUGGAUUCUGUUUCCCUAUGUUGACAGUAAUCCAAAAUGUUACCUGAUGAUAAACUAUUUUUCUUCUUCUUUUCCCUCUUUAAAGACUACCAGUUUGACAAGGCAACUUUUCUGCCAAUCAAGAUCUCUUUUUAAUUUUAAUCUUUUUUUUUCCUUCCCACAGAUCCUUUGUUGAUGCCUUUCAAUUUUGAUUUCAUCACAAAAAAAUUCCAUAUAUUCUUCCCACAGAUACUAUAGCAAUCUAUACAUAUUUAUUUUUCUUUUUUCAUUUUAGUAAUUAUUGUAUGAAGAGAAAAAAAACAUUUACUGUAGAUUUUGUGGCUAUUUACUAAUUAUUUUACCUGGUGCAUUUCUAGUGUGUUAACUAGAUUAGCUAUUACAAACAUUAUUUUUGAGCAUGUAUACAGUCUUAAGUUUUUUAUUCACUGGAGUGCCCACUCUUCUGGGGUUAAUUCUGUUCUGGUGCCCCUUGUUGGUUACAAGUCAGAAUGACACUGAGCCUAUUGUAUUGGAAGGUAAAUGUUUAGUUGUCUGUGACUCAACACCAUCUUCUGAACCAGCAAAUAAUGCACUGGGCAUGUCAGUACGCUCUGGCACAGGGCGGGUGGCCUUUUCUGCCACCCGCCAAACCAACCAUGAACCUACAGAUAUGAGCAAUCGUACCAUGAUCGUCUAUUUUGACCAGAUAUUGGUGAAUGUGGGUGGUCAUUUUGACCAGGAGAGCAGUGUCUUCUUGGCCCCAAGGAGAGGGGUGUACAGCUUUAACUUCCAUGUAGUGAAAGCUUACAACAGACAGACCAUACAGGUGAGCUUGAUGCUAAAUGGAUGGCCAAUGAUUUCUGCCUUUGCUGGUGACCAGGAUGUAAGCAGAGAGGCAGCGACUAAUGCUGGAUUGGUGAUUAUGGAAAGGGGUGACAAGGCCUACCUGAAACUGGAGCGAGGCAAUUUAAUGGGGGGCUGGAAAUAUUCCACUUUCUCAGGCUUUUUGGUUUUUCCCCUGUAAAAUAAUUACACAUUAUAAAAAAAUUAUUUAAAAAUGUUGUAUAGGAAACAGAUACAGUGGGAUAAAAUGUAUACUGUAUAUAAGUAAGCACGACUAGUCUUACAUUAAAAUAAUACGUUUGUAAUUAUUUAUAAGACAGUCUAUACAACCUGAUGUUAUAUUUUACCAGAGAUUAAAUUAAAUUAUAUAUCAAAUUUUAUUGAAACAAUUUAAGCAAGAUUAUUAAAGAGUAACUAUUAUGCAAAAUCCAUGUUUUAAUCAUUUUUAGACAUUUAGAUGAAUCUCCAGUCUGUGUGAACACAAAAAAUAUGAGAUUUAUUAUUAUUUUUAGCUAGGUUAAGCUUUUAGGUAUGUUUUGACUUUUAUAUUACUAAAUAUUGUAAAUGAGAUUGAGAAUUAGUUAUAUUUAACCCUUUUUUGCACUUAAGAAAUGCAGGUGAGGAAAGGGGGCACAUGAUACACAAACUUGGAUUUUUCCAGUCUCUACAUUUUGAUUCACUAGGAAAAUAUACAUUUGAAAUAUACAUUUGGGGCAGCUUAUUUAAAACUAUAGAGACUGUAACAGCAUGCAGGUUUUUAGUUAUUUUUCAGCUUGAGCAUCAAGACAUUCAUUUCAGAGUCUUCUAAUUGUUACGCAGACUUAAAAAAGAGUAUAAUAUGUGACCUUAAAAACAUUACUAAGAAGUAGGGCAAUUUAAAUUGGCUCAUUUACAGUAAAUUCAGUUCAGUGCUGUGCAAAAGUCAAAUUUGCACAAAUAAAGGAUAAAGGAUAAUGAUAAAGAGACUUUUGUCAUUGUAGUGAUAUAAGGGAAUUAGUUUGGUACUGUAGCUCUUAGAGACCAGCAGCAAUAGGAAAUGUUGGAGUA